Molecule: messenger RNA, 10547 nt
Organism: Dimorphilus gyrociliatus
Lineage: Eukaryota; Metazoa; Annelida; Polychaeta; Dinophilidae
Source: the annotation of a GenBank genome assembly
ACUUUGAAAUAUAUUUCUGCUGAGCGAUAGUUUAUAAUCUUUCGCGUUUUUGGAUUUACACGGACUUGGGUCCUGCUAGUUUAAAUCUUUUAAAGGACUCAAGCUAUUAUAACAUCAUAUAUAUUCUUAUCUUAAAACUAUACAGGUUUGAAUUUGUUAAUUCAAAUAAUUAUAAGACUGUCUCUUAAUUUUCAAGUACAAAACCAAACAGAAACCAAAAGUAUUUUCGGCUAUAACAACCGAAUCUAACCAAUAGAAUUACUUGCUUCGUAUAUGAGGCUUGAAAAUUGUUCAUCUUAAGAUAACGUUGCUUGUACCUUUAAUUAAGGUGAUGAAAUGACAAACAUGGGACGAAAUUACUUCACGGUUGUUUGGGACACGUUUUCACUAGUGGAUUGUUAUUUUGCAUAAGAAAUUUCAAUUAUAACAUUUACUAUUUAAUUGUAAGUUGAGUAAUAGCUUUGAAUACAGUACAAUGUUUAAUUUGAGUGGUUUCUAAAAUAAUGUGACAGAUUUUUUAGUGGCAUUUUUUCACCAUGGUGGGUGAUAAUUCAUACCGAAAAUCUAUGGGUCAACUUUACUCAAAUGAUGACGAGAAAGUAACUAAAUCUCCAACUACUUCAAGAUCAUCUUCAGUUACAUCUAGAGAGUUUCGUGGUAGAAGCCGAAUGGAAGGAUCAUCAUCACGUCAUAAUUCUUCUUAUUCAUCGGAACCAAAGUAUUAUAGCGAAGAUACCAGAAUAGUUAAACUGCUCAAAAGAGUGACUAAUGAAAAAAUUGAAAAAGAGAGGAGAUUAAUAUCUCUGAAAAUUCUUCAUGAAUUUGUUAAUAAUUAUAAUGAAAACAAAAAGAUUGUUAUUUCUAACGCUUUUGAUAUAGCUGAGGCUAUGUUUGAUAUCAAACGGGAGAGCAGGUUUUUCAUUGAUAACUUAGAUACAAUAUCAUCUAUUGUAGCUUCUACUGCUAAUGUUAUGCAAUACGAAGGUCAUAAAUUAUUAAGUUGGAUACAUCAAAAAUUAGAGGAGUCUAAAUUAAAUAAUGAAAGAAGCUUUUGUUUGAACAUAAUUCAAGAAAUCUUAGAGCGAGAUAAAAAAAUGCGUUUCAUGCAACCUUUGAUGAAGGAUAUGAUGAAAACAAUAUUGAAAAUAUUAUUAGACGCAGAUGAAGAUAAAAUGUUUCAAAGUAUUACUGAAAUUAUUGUUAUACUCAGUAUUCAAUAUCCCGAAGUUGUUAAUCCGUAUUUUUCUGAUAUUUGUGAUGUUCUAAUCGGAUGGAAUAUAGAUGCUACCAACAACGAAAAAAUGCAGAUUUAUACAAGAAAUAUUUGCCUAAAACUAUCACCGUUUUUUUGCACCCGUAUUGAUAAAGCUGUAGAUUUUAUGCUUUUAUUUGUUGAAGAUAUUCGUACAUAUGUGCAGGAUAUGAAAGAUAUAAACGAAAAAGAUGACACUUCAGAAAGCCGGGAAGAUUUAGUUGAGAAAUCUCUUGCCUUGUUACGAAUGUUUUCGGUGUUUGCCGAAUGUUUGGAAGAAAAUUUGGAAAAUAGAAACGAAUUUGCUAAGGCGAGUAAUAAUUGUCUAAAACAUCUUGUCCAAUAUUCCUCGGAUGAAAUCGAUGUUAUAGAGGAAAAUUUAUUAAGUUAUGUCAAAACACAAUGCUGUAUAGAACCAGAGUGUUUGCCACAGUUCUAUUCCUUCCUUCAAUUAGCUAUACAGAUAAUUAAAAGAGCUGGAACUAAACUACCCCUUGAGUUUAUACAUUUUUUUGUCGGAGCUGAUUCGGUGAUAUCGUCCUACAGACAAUUUAACGAUAAUAAUAGUCAAGAGCUGAUCUCGGAAGUUUAUAAAUCACUUUUAAGAAUCAAGAAUGUCCAAAUUCUGACGAAAUCAUAUACAUUAUUUUUGUGCGAUAUGGAGAAAUGCCUAAAUGUUAUAGCUGAUUAUGAUGACUUACCUCAUUUUCGGCUCUUAGAUGAGAAUAUUGAUAAUCCAUUUAAAGACAAGGAGUAUUCAAUUGUUCAGGCAGAAAGUUAUGCAACCUUUUACUCUGUAGCUUUAAGUAGUUUGGCAACAAUGAAGAAUAAUUUAUUGACGUUUGCUCUGAAUCCUUCACUAUUUCAAUUGUUUUCCAAUCGACUUCGCCUAUGGGAUAAAACCUUUAUUCAAUUCUAUCCGGAAGUAACAGCGACAGCCUUUCAAACCUUCUUUAGUUAUUGUUCAACACAUGAACACUUCAUCUCGUCCAGUUCACUUAAUACAGGCACAAGUACAUCCCAUUUUGGAGGCGAAACAACAGAGUUUUUUGAAAGGCUAUUAAAAUUUCUAACAAAAAUUUUAAAAUGUUCAGGAAUUUGUUAUGAAAUAAGGAGAAUUUGUUUAAAAUGGACGAAAGAUAUUCUCAAAUAUCUGGUAUAUACUCCCAAUCUGAUUAAAAAUGAACUAUUUGUAAAGCUCUUAACUUGUCUGUGCGACAUUGCAAUGUCAGACAGUUGUAAUAUUAUUGUAAACGAAACCUGCCAAACCUUGAAAGAAUGCUUUGAACAUCAAGUUUCUUUUCCAAUGUCGUUUUUGAAUAACUGCUUUGAUGUUUGCAUGGUUAAGCUCAGCAGCGUCAAUUCAGAUAUCAGGCAAAAUUUUCUAUUACUUUUAAAAGUUCUACCAUUAGACACUUACAUCACUCGAUCAUAUGACAUGAAAAAGUGUGAAUAUUCUCCUAUUUUAAAUGAGCUUUGGAAUGCCAGACGUAACAUUAUGAUAAAUAACUCUAUGGCAAGUUUUGAUCAACACGCUUUCAAAGGCUUUAUGAAUUAUAUUUUGAGAGGGGAAAAGGAUUUAAUAAAUAACGGAUCAUGGAUGCAACGGAUAUUUGAUUCGGCUAUCGCCCAACAAGAUGUGCCAGAUACUAUUGCUCCCAAAUAUUCUCUUGAUAUUUCUAAAUACGAUUCUAUAUCCAUUUUUAUGUGGUUUUGGGCUACAUGGCAAUGUGCAAAUCAUUGUUUAUCAGGAAAGCUUAGAACUCCACUUGGAAAAGCAAAUGAAACCAUUUUGAGUAUUGAAAAUGUUAUUGUCGACUUUGCAAAGGAAUUACAACUAAAUGGAAAGUCGUUAAGCAGUGAAGAAAAUUCAAAUCACUCUUUUAAACCCUCAGAUGAUUUACAUGAUCAUAUUCGUGUGCAUCUUUUACUUCAAUUUAUUGAACAUUUGGAAAAGUUACUGUAUAAUGCAUACGAAGGAACUGCAAUUGCUAUAGCUGCUCCAAAUAAAACUAUUCGAAAUUUUUUCAGAACCAAUCGUCAGGUGUGUGACGACUGGUUGAAUCGGAUUAGAUUACACGUAAUGCAUAUUUCCAUUGCAAUUAAACGCUAUUCUCUGGCUGUUAGACACGGAUUUGUACUCCUUAGUCAAUUUGAAAUAAAUGAAAAAUAUAAAACAAAAGAAUUUGAAGAAACCGUAAUAUUAACGGCAUUUUCUCUUUGUAAAUUAAAAUCUCCCCAAAUGAUCCAAGGUUUAAACGUUUGGUGUAGAAAAGUGGCCAGAAAGAAAUAUUUCUGGCUUAAACCAUUUGCUGAGUGUGCUUCUGGAAGACUUCAGGACUCGGCUUAUAGUUUUCAAAUUGUUUUGGAUAAUUAUAUUCAAGUAAAUAAUCCUGAUAAACCAAAUAGAAACACUCUAGAAUCUGAUUCAGGAAAUUCGGAUGAUGGAGCAAAAGAAGAAGAAAAGAAAGAUUUCAAUAUGGAUGUAAAUCCGAAUUUGAUCCAUUAUUUAGUAAACUUAACAGCUGAUAUCUACUGCGAACUAGGUAGUUGGCAGGAAUUGGAUAAUUGGUGUGAUAAAAUUAAAGAUUAUCAAGAAAAUUACAUCGACGCCGAUAGUAUAUUCUCUGCUUUUAAGUUGGACGUAGAUUUAGAUAGUGUUAGAGCUUUGGCUAGUUUUGAAAAGGGAGAGUUUAGCACAUCAGUUCAACAUGCAAAGAAAUCUUCCAAUUUUGAUACUGGAGUCAUUCUGUCUUCUUGGAACUCAAAGCAAAUUUCCUAUUCAGCAACAUUUCAACACGUUAUCGCCUCAAUUGUGAAUGACAAAGCAGAUUCCUUAAAUCAUGCUCACCUCUGCGAAUUAUGGUGUCAGCGUUUGCUAGAUACUGACAUGCUGGACUGGCCUUUGAAAGUUGAUUCUUUAACCUUACAACAUUUACAUUUUAUUAAUUCUUACGGCAAAGAAAAAGAGAAAGAUGGUACACUUAGCAUCACAGAUCAUCUUCAGCAGAAUGCUGAAAAAUCCCGAUUCGAUAUGAUUUUGAUGCCAUUAUGGUUCUUGAAACAGACAGGCGAUUUGAGAGAUUCGAAAACUGCUGCGACGCUGAGCAAUUUGAUGCAGGUGGGAGCAAGACUAGCUAGGAAACAGCACUGCACUACUUUGUCUCAGGAAUUGCUGGUCGACUAUAUUCAUAAUGUGCUACCUGAUCAUGUUGCUCACGACGUUGAUUAUUCUUAUGACAGUAUGAUAAAUAAGUUAAGAAAUAGCUAUCCCUUAGUCAACAGGAAAACUUAUUUAGUUAUAGAAAGAGAAGCAGCCAAGUUAAAAUAUGAUGGAAUAAGUGGGUCUGAAGCGGUCAGCAACCUUAGCUGUGCUCUACUAAAAGUUAUUGAAGAGCCCGAUUGUCAUGAAUUGGUAGCUAGGAGCUUAUUGACUAUAGUUAAAUGGACAGACACUUUAAGAAUGUCGGAAGAACUUGGAAAUGAUGAAGCAAUUGAAGAUAAACUGGAAUCGCUUAUUCAAAUUGAAGGACUGUCGAAGAAUGAUGAUGUAAUACCGCAGCUUAAUAAAAAGGCCUUAAUUGACAAUAGGGAUAUAUUACCGGGUAGCCUACUUCGUUUAGCUUGCCUUAAGGCUCCGAAAUUGGGGAAAACAUGGAUCAAUUUUGCGACCUGGUGCCUCAAACAGGGCCGUCGUUUAAAUGAAUUUGUCAGUGAAGGAAAAGUUCAAUUAACUUCCGAAGAGUGUGAUAAAAUUAAAAAGCUGCUUCCAAAAGGAAUAAAAGAUGAAGAUACUGAGAAAAUCUUUGAAAUCAUGUCUUAUGUUCAAACAGCUAGAUUCGUAAAUGAAGAGGAUAUAUCAGAACAAUAUAUUUCUCUACAUGAAGACCCUCGAGAGUUAACCAGAAGGCAACUUUUGAAUUCCAGUUGUGUAUUACAAACUGCUGCUGACAGUGUGCUUGAUCGCCUCAUAGAAACUUGGAGUGAAAUCAAAGAUCGAGUGUAUCAUCCUUAUCUGUUGGCUGUACACGCGUACGGAUCAUUUCUCCAGCUCAAUUCAAAUGAUUCUGAAGCUAUCACAACAACAACUUUAAGACUAUUAAGAUUGUUAGUCAAACACGUUUCUGAAUUAAAGGAAGCUCUAGAGCCGGUAUUAGAAAAUACACCUGCUAGCUCAUGGUUAAGUAUCAUUCCACAGCUAUUUUCGAGACUGAAUCACCCGGAUCCAACUAUAAGGCAGAUAGUUUCUAAUUUAAUUAGUCGUGUAGCUGAGGAGGUACCCCAUCUUAUAGUUUAUCCAGCUGUUGUAGGACACACUGCAGCAUCUGUUCAACGGCUCCACAAUCAAAAAGGGCUCGUUGACAAAUAUCUUUCUCAAAAUGAAGCGGAAGAAGGAGAUGCAGAUGUAGAAGACGACCUAUUGGCUGAAGAUCGAGUCAAUACCCUUCUACAGCACUGUUUUGGUGCAAUUGUUAACACACUUUCAGCCAAAGAUGCUAAAAUGGUUUCAGAAGUAGAAGCUUUUGUUUAUGAAUUAAGACGUAUUACACUUUUGUGGGAUGAACUUUGGAAUGGAACAUUAACGCAAUAUCAAAAUGAUAUGGAUAGAAGAUUUAAGCAGUUAGAAAACGAAAUAAAAUCCGUAUACAACAAUAAUGACUUGACUGAUAGUAUGAAAAAUAUUAUAGCUAGGGAGAAGCAUCAAGCUAUCUUAAAACCUACAAUUUUUAUUUUGGAAAAUUUAUAUGAACUGACCAGUAGAAAGCCAGAAACACCACAUGAACAAUGGUUUUGUGACACUUAUUUGGAAGAAAUACAGCAAGCUCUUCGUACACUUAAGGAUCCUCCUGAUGUGAGUUGGCCAAGCUCCAGCUGGAAGCCAUUUAAAGAUAUACAGAAAAAGAUGAACGAAAGAGCUCAAAAACGCAGUAGCUUGUUAUUGCAGAUGAAUAAAAUGAGUCCUCACCUUGCAAAAUUAAAAAAUACCUCUAUACCUCUCCCUGGCUGUUCUCCUCAUCAGAAGCCCUUAAGUAUUUCAUCUAUAGAAAAUACUGUUCAAAUAUUACCAACAAAAACGAAACCGAAGAAGCUUUACUUUGUUGGUGAAGAUGGCAAGAAAUGCGCUUUUCUAUUCAAAGGAUUGGAAGAUUUACAUUUGGAUGAGAGAAUAAUGCAGUUAAUUUCAAUUGUUAAUAACAUGUUUGCAAAAUUAAAUAGGUCGGGAAAAUCAUUACAUGCUAGACAUUACUCUGUAACCCCUCUUGGAGCUCGAUCAGGUUUGAUUGAAUGGGUUCAAGCUGGAACACCCCUGUUUUCUUUAUAUAAACGGUGGCAACAGAGGGAAUUAACAGCAUGUGCAAUAAAAAAUAAUCAGCCUCUACCAACACACAUCCCGAGACCAAGUGAUGUUUUUUAUGCUAAACUAAAGUCAGUUUUUGAGAGAAAUAAGUUGGAUCCAAAAUUAGACAGAAAAGACUGGCCAAAAGAAGCUAAAAAAGCAAUUUUAUCUGAACUCAUCAAGGAGACACCUUCAGACCUUUUAUCUAAAGAAUUAUGGUGUACUAGUACAUCAACAGACGAAUGGCUUCACGUCGUAAAAACUUUCAAUAAUUCAAUAGCUCUUAUGUCAGUUAUUGGCUAUGUUAUUGGUUUGGGAGAUCGCCAUUUAGACAAUAUUCUCGUUGAUUUAAAUACUGGAGAAGUCAUUCAAAUAGAUUAUAAUGUGUGCUUUGAAAAAGGUAAAAAUUUACGUGUCCCGGAAAACGUUCCUUUUAGAAUGACUCAUAACAUUGAAAGCGCACUGGGAGUAACUGGAGUAGAGGGAUUGUUUAGAUCAAGUUCCGAAAUGGUUUUAAGGAUAUUGAGAAGAGGAAAAGAAACACUUCUUACCCUCCUUGAAGCAUUUCUUUAUGAUCCAUUAAUAGACUGGACCGUUGGUCAUGAUACAGGUUAUCAGGGUGCGCUUUAUGGAGGAACCCAAAAAAUUCACGGUGCAACCGAAGCUAGAAGACGUAAACAUAAAACUGAUAGAUUUGUUGCUGUUUCAAUGUUAACAAUUCGGUUGAAGGAAAACAAAUUAUCGUGGUUUAGAAAUAAAGAAACAAUGGCUGGGCAUGUCAGCAAUAUCGUGGAAAAAGUUAAAAUGUUAGAAGAAACUUACAAUAAUAUGUUAAAACAGAAGGAAGCAGAGGAUAUCAUAUCCCAAUUGAUAAAAUAUCUGACUGAUGCUUCAGCCGAUCCCGGUCAUCCAUUCCAUUCUUUACCGAUUAGAUAUGAGCAGAAUAAAGAAGAACAGCACUUAAAGGAAUCUGUAACCGCAGAAAUUCAAAUGAAAUAUAUAGAUAUCGAUAAUUUCCGAUCAGCUUACGAGAGGACAUUGCUUGUAUUGAAGGGUAAAAGUUACGAAGAUUUACAAAAGCAGUUUGGUUUAACUCCUGCGGUAAAUUCUAGCUAUUCGUGUGUCGAGGAAUUUCUUAUCAAUGCUGGCCAAACCCAAUUACUAAAUCAAGGUCAAGGUGUAGAGAAUCAAGUCAGGGAUAGUCAGAUGAAGAAGAACAACAUUAUUGAGAAAUGCCUUGGAUACUUGAUAAAUUAUGUAUCAUGUAUUCCCCCAUUUACUAAUGCUUUAAUAGAAGAAAAUCCUUAUUUAUCAUGGACAAAAUGGUUUAAAAUUAUUCUGGAUAGUUUCACAGUGGAAAGUUGUGAAAAAGUUUUCGAAUAUAUAAAAUUGCAAUAUCUAAAAGACGUUAGGAGAAAUGAGAUGACUCAACAUAUUCUUUCAACAGAGGCAAAGUUAGCUAUCUCUUUGAAUACUAUGAUGGAUAUUUUGGACAAAUAUACAAGGCGAAGAGAGAGUGAAAAAUUAAGUAAGAUAGUAUUGGAAACUCACGAGCAAGAUCUUUUAUCUGCAAUGUUUGCUCUGAUUAAUGAACGUCUUGAUGGGAAUAGAACACUGUUCCUUAGUAUUAUUAUUACUCAUUUAAAUUCUACUGUUAAAAAAUUUAAACUUAUUGAAAGUAAUAUUUUUGGCGCUAAAGAAAGAGCUGUGUCAUUGCUAACAAAUGAUGGUGAUUGGUUUAUGGACGAGCACUUUAACGUUGCAGAUUUGGCUUAUAAAUAUAUCUCUUUAAUGAAUGUUCUGCAUCCGCAACUACGCUUAAAGAAUAGCCUUCUAGAAGAAACAUCCUUGACAUUUAACGCCAUUCAUAGCGUUCUUAAUGCUUUACAAGAAAUGAGCCACUUUUUUGCAAACAUAAUUUUACCAGAAACUAUUAAAUGUCUAAGAGCUGAUGACCUCUCUCUAAAAUCCAGUUUGAAAGAACUGUCAGAAAUUGUCAGAGUUCUUGGAGAUCCUAUUGAUCGAGUAAUAAUAGAUUUAAAAACUCAUAUAAAUCAUGUUAUACUAGGGCAAAGGACGUCCGAAGAUUUAUUAAGAAGAGUUAAAAGAGCAAAUGAUCAAUUUUUGAAAUUGAUCACAUCUACUAGUGAGAAUUUAACAAACGGACAAAUGAUUUUUGUUGGUUUUCAUGGAUUGUUUGAGAGAGUAUUCAUAGAAUGGCAAAACUUUACGGAGAGAUCUUCUAAAAUGCGUAUACCUCAUGAAUGGUAUUGGGUCGACAUUGCAUUUGAUGUAAAAACUUUGCAAUUGAAUCCAGUGACAGAUUUAACUUGCCAACCUUUACGACUUUUAUGGUUUGUAGAAGAGAUUCAUGCUAUGGUUACUUUUUUUGAACGUGCAACUGAAGCCAAUAAUGCUUACACUGGAAAAGUUGAUAGUGUAUUAUCUAAUGAGCUGCAACUAGAACAACCUAUUAGGCAAUUUAUAGCCAAGUUCACUCAGCAACAAAUGCUCGGAUAUAGUACAGAAAUGUUAUCUCAUCAUAUCUGUGCCUGCGUUUCGGCCUUAGGAUUUGAUGUUAAAGCCGUUCUGCGAACUAAUGACAUCGGAGCUACAAAUCGAAUGGCUUUAGACGCUAUAGUACAACGUUUUAUGGAAGUUAAAACCAACUCUUCAUCCACCGCUACCAUAUCUUCAAUAACAAAUCUUAUGAUGCAAAUGGGAUCGAACUGGAUGAAACAGCACUUUGUGAAUCGUCUUGAUAAGAAUAUUAUUCGAAUUAAAGAGGUUAUUGAAAGAACAAAAUGUCACAUUACGGCCGUUCAUUGGCAGAAUCCUAAACUAUUUCAAUCCUAUGCUAGGCAAGUUUCUCAUAUAUUGAUGAGCCUGCAAGUUGAACUCACUAACAUCUCAACGCACCAAGCCAAUCUUAAUAAUCUAUGUGAAAAUUGGCAUCAAAUCGAUUAUAGCAUCAUACAACGAUUAAAAUGGGCUUGCGGUGCAAACGCUAACCUACAAACAACUCUAAACUUUUUCAAUGAUGCUAUUCUUAAAAGAAACGAGCUAUUGAAGAAUAGCGACGAAAUAUCUCAAUAUGUUAUUCAACUUUGCAAUUCUAUUAUUCAAAUGGAGCGUAUACGUAAUGGUGGCGAUGAUAUUAUCGCUGAGCAAAAGAAUAAUAUGGAUUUAUUGAAUAAAGCAAAGGAUACUUGUCAAAAUAAAGGCAAUUUACCGUCUUUAACACCUUUGGAAAGUCAUCUGAUGAAACUAUUAAAUAUGGAAGAUAUACCACCAAAUUUUGAGGAAGUUGUACGACAUUAUUUAUACAAUGCUAAAGAGAAAUUCUCAGAGAGCGAUGUAGAAGAUGCGCUAGUCCAAGUUGAAAAUGAUUUGAAAAUGGAAUGUGAUAAAAUUAAGCCUAUUUUAAAAUCUUUCCAUCAUUUAACUUCUUGCAUAAACAAUUCAUUAAAAGCCGUUUCAAAGUUUGAAAAUCUAUCCACCGGUCGUAAAGCUAAAACGUAUUUGGAAAGAUAUAAGAAAUUCUCUGAGGAUUUUACAUCUCUAUUAAAAAUAUUAACUAAUGAAAAUCCUGGGGAACAUCUGUCUUUGAUCAAUUGUCUUGCUCCAAAUAUUCAAGAAGUUUUAUCAGAGGUUUAUGAUGAUCUAUACAAGUUAGAGCUUGAUCUACCUGUGCCAGAGGACGCCUUGCAAGUGGAAUCAAAGGAAACAGAAUUUUCUGAAAAAAUUCAAUUGGAUCCAAAGACUGGAAAGACAACUCAAGAAAGAAAUUCUUAUGCGACUUCCGUUUGGUCGAGAGUUAAGCAAAAAUUGGACGGCAAAGAUCCUGAUAUCAAUUAUAAAAUGUCUACAACCGAGCAGAUCGACUACAUAAUUAUGGAAGCGACUAGAAUAGAUAAUUUAUCGGAGUUGUAUGAAGGAUGGACUCCGUGGGUUUAA